Messenger RNA from Solea solea (common sole), 1431 nucleotides. RefSeq names its product negative elongation factor complex member E (gene nelfe). The record is from RefSeq and is a predicted model, not a curated record. The transcript has 11 exons. Gene Ontology annotation, biological process: negative regulation of transcription elongation by RNA polymerase II. Gene Ontology annotation, molecular function: RNA binding. The coding region runs from base 211 to 1344 and encodes 377 amino acids. Lineage: Eukaryota; Metazoa; Chordata; Actinopteri; Pleuronectiformes; Soleidae. Gene Ontology annotation, cellular component: NELF complex.
GCAGCUGCGACGUCAUAUUUAUGCGUCGGUGUUUUGUUGAAGUCGCCGUAUAGCAGCGUUCGUGUGUGUAUGUGUGUGUGUGGUAACACAACACAGAACCAGGUGAAGAUUACACUUCCAUGUAGCAGAUUUAAAUCGGCUCAAAAAAGUGGCUGCUGACAGAGGUGGAGGACAACUGCUUAGUCUGUCUGUUUUGUAGAAGUUAGCAUCAUGUUGGUGUUUCCCAAUUCAUUAACGGAAGAAGAGGAGGCCCUGCAAAAGAAAUUUGCAAAACUAAAGAAAAAGAAAAAGGCACUACAUGCCCUGAAGAAGCAAAGUUCCACCAACCAGACGAACCAGAGUGGAUUGAAACGCACAUUGACGGACCAGCCUGUCGUUGACACGGCAACAGCAACCGAGCAAGCAAAGAUGCUGAUCAAGUCAGGUGCCAUCAGCGCCAUCAAGUCAGAGAACAAAAACUCGGGCUUUAAACGCUCUCGAAUGCUGGAGAUAAAACUCAAGGACCCUGAAAAAGGACCAGUUCCUGCUUUCCUACCCUUCCAAAGGAGUGUUUCUACAGAUGAAGAACUGCCGGAGUCUGGAAAGAGAGCCCACAGGAAAUCUCUGUAUGAGAGCUUUGUCAGCUCAAGUGACCGAUACCGGGACGAGGACGAUGCAGGCGCCACGCCGUCCAGCCGUGAGACGGACAGAGACAGAGACAGAGAGCGUGACCGAGAGCGUGACCGAGAGCGAGAGCCGGACAAGGAGCGUGACCGAGAGCCGGAAAGGGAGCGGGAGAGAGAGCCGGACAGGGAGCGGGAGAGAGAGCCGGACAGGGAGCGAGAGAGAGAGCCGGACAGGGAGCGGGAGAGAGACAGAGAAAUGGACAGGGAUAGAGAAAGAGACCGAGAGCGAGACCGAAGCAGGGACAGGGAUCGAGAGCGAGACAGGGAGCGAGAGCGAGACCGAGAUGGACCGUUUAGACGGUCAGACUCGUACCCAGAGCGGCGAGGAGUGAGAAAGGGCAACACUGUGUACGUUUACGGCUCUGGACUGGUUGAGGACAACCUGCGCUCUGCCUUCAGUCAACAUGGAAAUAUAAUCGACCUCUCCAUGGACAACCCACGCAAUUGUGCAUUUAUCACUUUUGAGAAGAUGGAGUCUGCAGACCAGGCUGUGGUAGAGUUGAAUGGAGCCACAGUAGGAGACGUUCACAUUAAAGUCAGCAUUGCCAGGAAGCAGCCCAUGCUUGAUGCUGCCACUGGAAAGUCUGUGUGGGCUUCACUAGCUGUGCAGAACAGCACUAAAGGCUCCUACAGGGACAAGAGGAACCAAGUGGUCUACAGUGAGGAUUUCCUUGGAUGACUCUCGUUUUGUUUUUUUUCUUCUCUUUUUUUGUGGGCACAGAGUUUUUUCGUGUUUGUUUUAAUAAACUCAGAUGCUGCAAGUGAA